AUGGAGCCGGCGUUGCUUGCACUACAGACGCUGUGCGAACGCUCGUGGGAGCUGCGACCGCUGUGCGAAACGGUGCUCGGUAGACUUGUCGCAAUUUGUGGUUAUACAGAUCACUUUCAAAAGCAGAAUUUGGUCUCGGCAGAUAGUGACUUCGUCGAUACAGAAUUAUUGUGGCCAAAACAGGUUGAUGCUGCUCUUUCACGCUUAACACUUCUACUUCAGAGUCUUGCAGCAACCGAAAGCGCAGUCAACCGACUGGCAGUCGCUCCUGCUCCAGUUCGCGAAUUGCGUUCGCUUCAUAUGUGGCUUGACGCUUCUUUUCGAACUUUACACGCCGAACACGUGGAUCCAAGCGCCCUUUGGGCUCAGGAAUGGGAGGAUCAGCUGGAAUGUGUGGAACAAGCUUUGCAACUUGCUGCCCGGGUGCAAGUAGAUGGAGCUGCGGAACGUACAGCUAACGAGCAACUCGAGAUGAUUGCGGUAGUAAAGUUUGCAUUCAGACAGGUACAGGAUGUGACGAGGCGAACGAAGAAAAAGAAGAAGGGAUUGAAUCACAGUUAUAGUAGCAAUAGUGACAGUGGAGCUCAAACGCCGACAGAAGACGGCACGGAACUCUUUCCAGAUCACGAGGAAUCACUGCGUGUGUUAUUUCGUAGAUUAGUACGUGUCUGUGGUGUGUCAGUGCCAAUUUUGCCGUCGUGGUUCUUGUCACCAGCUGAAAUUGUGCACCACUCAAAUUCAUGCUUUCGUGGAGGCCCCCAGUGUCAAAUAACAAGUGCCAGUUGGCUUCGUAGUCGUGGUCAGCAUAAAAGUGGUGUGCAGCAACUUUUGAUAAAGCAAUUAGUUCUAGGGACUUCAGAUUCUGAGAAAGUUUUGGGUCGAGCCAUCGAAGCUGUGCAACGUGAGACCGAAUUAUUGCGGGAUGUUGUGUGCCAUCCGCAUGUACUGCAAUUAGCUGGGGCCUCAACUUUUGGCUCUCAUCCAUUUGUAGCGUUUGUGAGUCCAUGGACAGCGCCAGAAUCUACCUCGUCGAUUGUGACGUCACUUGAAGACUAUUUAAACCUGUCUGUCGACCAUCGACGCCAAUUGUUUCGCUUGCUGGCUCAGGCUGCAACAGGAUUACAGAGUCUUCACGAAGCGUCACUAAUACACGGAGAUCUUUGCUGUGCAAAUAUACUAGUGGGAGAUGAUGGACAAGCAAGACUGGCCAAUUUAAGGUCCUUUUCGCUCUCUCGGUGUAUUACAGAUGGAGAAGAAGCGAGGUACGCUACGUUUCGUUGCUCGGGAUCGCUCCGGUGGCAAGCGCCUGAAUUAUUACGCAAUGAUUCAAAAAUGGAAUUGGCUUCAGAUAUCUAUGCGUUUGGAAUGACUUUGCUAGAGGCGCUAUCUGAAGAAUUACCGUGGGGUUUUAUGGCCGAUGAAGAAGUCCGCGAGCGCGUUUUAGCGGGUGAGAUGCCACCACCUCCCGACGGAGUGGAAGAGAACGUGUGGUCGUUAGUCGAGGCCAUGUGCGACUCGGACCAGGCUGCGAGGCCGGAUAUUUAUACUGUGGUUGAAGAGCUACAAGCUUUGGCUGAAGAGGAACGUGAGCGCGAUGGUGAUGACAAGAGUUUUGAAAAUGAUACGACACGGACAUUGCCCUUACAUCGUGUGUCUAAUGCUGAUUUUUCAAAUCGAGUCGCAACUUCCCCAUAUGUCACCUCGGUCGAAAGCAUACAAAACGUAUCGGAAACCGUCCAUCGUCAGAGCAGCCCGACUGGUCAUUCUCUCGGGAAUCAAGCAAUGGCGAUCGGAAUUUCUGUGCGCGACCCUCCAACAUCGCCGUUGCUCGAGACACCGAAUUCUACGAUAGCGAUUGUCGAACUUCGACAAAACUGGCUGGGUGUCAAGAUUAAUUUAAUCGGCAAUCGCGUAGUUGUGAGCAAGUUUUUACGCUCCGAAGCUGGAGCAGCUGGAGAAAUCGAGGCUUCUGGUCGUGUGGAGCGUGGGGACAUUUUGUUGGCGGUCAAUGGACAGAGUGUUUGUGGUCUAGAUCGUCUACAGAUUGGCGCUAUUGUUCAAACUUCGCCUCGACCUCUGGAAAUAUCGUUUCAAAGGGAUCCUUACUUAUUGACAGACUCAUUUCGGUUCUCUGGACUUGCUAUGGACCCCCGUUGGCGAAAAUGUGGCUCGGCUGUACCUUUGCCAGGGUCACUAGGCCAAAUGUUUACUAGCGUUCAAAAUGGGGAUUUUGAAUCUGAACCUCGAUUUGCCACUGAUCCGUUCUCAAUUGAAAUGUGGUUUUCGCUUGCUGAACAUGACGACACGUUUCUAGGUGGAGUACUGCUUGGAGCCCAGGAUAUACCAUUCCAAGACACAAGCGACGCGAGUCCGUGGCCGUAUGUGCACCAGCAACUUUUAUCUAUCGACCCUUUGGGCAACCUUUGGUGCUCGUUCUUGAACCGUCCUACUUCAAUGUGUGUAGCUCAUGAGCUGUCAUUGAACCAUUGGUACCAUUUAGUUAUAACAUACAGUGGGGAUACCGAGGUUGAUCGUGCCAACUUUAGCAGAAAUGAUCAGUCUAAGCAAGUUCUUACUGUGUAUUUGAAUGGAGAGCAACGUCUUUCGGAAGCUGGCCCUCUGCUUUCAGAUUGGGGGCAAUUGCGUCACAUUAAUAUUGGCUCAGGCUGUAUCAGUGGCUUAGCACCUGCAAAGCCAGAGCCACACUUUUCCGGCUGGUUUGGAUUUAGUGGAUUAGUCUACGACAUGCGUGUGUGGAGACGCAAAGAAUUUACAAGCUCCCAUGUACAGCUGCUUUUUCGAGGCAGUAGUGACUUCAUUGACGAUGCUAAUUACUCACUUCGACGUGACUAUCUUGGUGAGUCUGUGGAAAUGACUAAGGACAAAACUCGAAGAAAUCGCUUAACGUAUGUUCGUGCCACCAAGCUUCAGGACCCAUCUUUUGCCGAACUUGUGCGCACAACGUGGCCUCGUCAGGUCGGAGCCCAAGUUUUUAGCUAA
Molecule: messenger RNA, 3000 nt
Organism: Plasmopara halstedii
Lineage: Eukaryota; Oomycota; Peronosporomycetes; Peronosporales; Peronosporaceae
Product: serine threonine protein kinase
Exons: 1
Coding region: 1-3000 (999 amino acids)
Biological process (GO): protein phosphorylation
Molecular function (GO): protein kinase activity; ATP binding; protein binding
Source: RefSeq, a predicted model, not a curated record